Fusarium subglutinans is the source of this 822-nucleotide messenger RNA. RefSeq lists its product as uncharacterized. The transcript has 2 exons. Lineage: Eukaryota; Fungi; Ascomycota; Sordariomycetes; Hypocreales; Nectriaceae. Bases 1 to 822 code for a protein of 273 amino acids. The record is from RefSeq and is a predicted model, not a curated record.
AUGUUUGAAGUGACUGAAGCAAAGAGGGUUCGAAGAGAAGAUCUGGACAAAUCAGAUGAUGGCGCAGACAAUUGGAGUGACGACGGCAUCUGUGAUGCCGAGUUGCGCGCAAAACUGAAUGCACAGAUUGCAAGAUCGUUGGGGCUGGACCUCUUGGCAGAAUCGACCCCUGAAGUCGCGAUGAACGACUGUGCUCCCACAGGAAGCAAUGGGUCUCGUGAUAACGACCUUGGAGAAUCAGAGGCUAUUCCCGCUGCCAAGGAUGAUGAGGAAGAGGAAUUUGUUUUUCGACUUUUCAGCAAAGCCCCACCAAGUCAAAAGGUCGUGCUGGAGGAAGAUCCCGGACCAACAGGCAAUGGAACUUUGGUGAGCGGUCGGCCACUCGCUUACUAUGUGGUUAAGAACAUCUCUGCAGAACGAAAGCAUGAGUAUACUGUAGCAGCAGUGACUGGGGAUCAAGUGUUGGCAAGAUCACACGACAGGGCUUGGGGCCUCGAGGUUCCUUGGAAGGUUACGAAACUCGCUAUCACUCGAAAAGCCAGCUCGAAUAAAGAACUACAUGAUAAAAUGGCUCAAAUAAAACGGCGCCCAGGAAAGAAACAACGGAUAUCUUUGAGAAAACGAGCAAGAGAAAUGGAAGAGAGGAAAGCAGCCGAAGUCAAGAAAUUGGCCGAGAAAGAAGAGCAUGUAAAAGACAAGAAGAAGAGGAUGAAUCGUCUGAAGAAGCUACGGAAAAGGGCAAAAGCAAAAGGACAGAAGCAAGUGUUGAAAGAAGGAGAUGAGGAUAAUGGCUCUAAUGCAGAUUCGUCAGGUUCUGAGUGA